CGCUCGUUGGCUGUGUGUCGACCGACGACCGUGUGCCAACUUGCCUCUGUCCAUCGAGGUUUCGUCCCUUCGCGUGCCGUUUCGCGGCCGGUCAGUCAGUCAGUCAGCUCGGUAUCGCAUUAUGCUACGGUCGCAACGCUGGCCGCAUCCUAACCGUGGCCGAGGACCAAUCUUCGCGACGUUACCUGGAAUCGGCGCAACGUGAGCCCCGCUGGCAUGCGGCCGCAGGGAAGAUGGGGAAGACCGCCAGCAAGCUGAAGUCCCGCAGGAGCCAAAGCAUAGCAUGGAGCUUCCGGUUUCCAUCUAUGGGCACCCUGCAAAAUCUAGGCGCCAGUGGCCGACGUCGAAAGAGAAACGGCAUAUCCUCUUCAGCCUCUUGUAAGGAACUCCAUCAGAAGCGACACACGAUCCACCUACAGCCGGAAGUAAUUAUUCAGAAGGAGCCAUCCUUCAUCGUAACGCCACCAUCGCCGGAAGAUCCGACCGAGGAAAACAGAAGGUCGUCGGAGGUAAAGGUCGAGGAGGCGGAGGAGGAGGUGGCGAACAGAAGGGAGGACUGCGACUCCUGCGAAUCCGCUGCGAAAAGGGUUGACAGUAACGACUAUUCCAAUCUACCAAUGGAGCCACCGGAGGAGUCAACUCGGAAGCUUCUGGAACGAGAACUUCGACUUCUGGAUCCUAGGGACUUGAGAUCUCACACCUGGUACCAUGGUAGCACUCUUCGAGGUGGGAGAAAGGGCGCUGAAGCGGAAGUACCGAACGACGGUGAUUUCUUAGUCCGUGACUGUGCCUCUCAGCCCGGAAAUUACGUCCUCACGGUCCGAUGGAAGGGCCAGCCCCUUCAUUUCGUUAUCAACAGGGUGGUGAUUCAGCCAGAGACGGUAUACGAGCGGGCCCAGUACCAGUUCGAGGACGAAGCAUUUGACACGGUAGCUGACUUGAUAACCUUCUAUGUGGGUAGCGGUCGUCCGAUAAGCCAGGCUAGUGGCGCUCGUAUAAUCACCCCGAAACCAAGAUGCGUUCCUUUGACCUGUGUGGCUGGACCGACAAGCAGUCAACACUGUUCCAGCCCUUCCUCCUCGUCCAUCUCCACCGGUUCUCCGCCUCGUCUACCUCGAAAGCAGCAACGAAGUCACUCUCUGACCGCUCAGCAUCAUCCCUCGGAUCAACACGAUAGUCGUCAAACGACAAAUCAGCAAGCAGUGCCUCAUGGACCGGUCCAAUCGAGCACUUUGCCACGAGUUCCGCCUAUACAGAAUCAACCACCGUCGUGUUCCCUGUCUCUGGGACGUCAAAAAAUCACCAGGGUAAUUUCUGAUCCAGCUCUGCAACAGCAACAGCAACCAGUUCUUCAGCCGCCGAGUUUGAACCAUCAAAAUUCGCAUGGAACAGCUCCACCCAAACCACCAAGAGUACCAUAUGCUCCUAAUCAUCAGCAUCACGCUCAUCACCAUCAUCAUCACCACCAUCACCAUCACCAGGGCUACCAGGCGUCCGGAAGCGACAGUGGGAAUGGAUCUGGGGACAGUGAGUUCGAGACGAACAACUCCGGCGGUGCUAGUAAUCCAUCUUCCUCUGCUCCUAUCAAAGGAGUCGUGAUUAGAAGCCAUUACAAUACCAGCAACGAUGGUACCAACGGAAAUAAUGGCAACGAAUAUGAAUUAUCCGCGGAAGAGCAGCUAGUAAUAGCUGCACCGUCUCUAGAGAUUACUACGUCAUUGGACAUCGAAGGGUUUACUACUUUACUCUUACCAGCUGGCGAACACAGGCCUCUGGAUCCCACGGCAUUGAGAGGAGUGUCUGGAAUGUUGCACGAUUCAGCGCCAAGGGUAUUAGCCUCACAUCUGACAAAGAUAGACUUAGAACUGGCUCUGCAACCUGGCCCUGGAAACAGAAGUGGUCUCAGUGGCAUCGAAUUAGCUACUCUACCGCACGGUAGGCAAGCUAGAGUGGAUCUGAUCGAAAGAUCGGAGUGUUUGAAGCUUGUUGUGGCGGUGACUGUGCUGGCUGGAGCCACCGCCAUCGAAAGGGCGGCUACGAUAAGCAAGUGGAUCAAGGUGGCUAUCGACACAAAGACCGCUCUGGGUAAUUUGUACGGUUUCUGUGGCGUGAUGCUCGGCCUGUGCUUACCUCAGAUACAAAGGUUGGCAAAUACGUGGCAUUUGCUAAGACAGAAGCACACCGAUGAGGCGUUUAGCUUCGAGGCAAAGCUCAGGCCCACGCUCCGUGCUAUGAACGAGUGCACAAAUCCUCAGGCACCAAAUACUACUCUUCCGCAUCUGUUGCCUAUCGCUUUGCUUGGAGAACGAGGAUCUGAAGACAUUUUAGGAACGGUAGCUCCGUCAGGCCUGGCAGCAGCAAUUUUAUCGACCUGGGAGAAUUCAGCCCCAGACUGUGGAUUAUCCAUCGUUUGGUCCCACUUGGAAUCGGCUCGCAAAAUGGCGGAGAAUCUUCCAUUAUUCCGCAGGAACGCAGAGAUCGUGCUUGAGGGAUCCAGAAGCGACGAAUUACUAUCCGAUGCGUUUCGAACGGAGUUCCACAUAAAAUUCUUGUGGGGCAGUCGUGGGGCCACUGUCGCACCGGAAGAGAGGCACCUGAAAUUUACACAAGUGUUAGAUGCAAUGUUCGAUAAAUGUUCGUCGACUGAAAUAACGGCCUAACCGCGACCAAAGGAGAAUAUUUUUAGAUAGCAGAUUACUCGACGACGUUCAAUAAAAGAACUUUUGUUUUCUCGAGAGAGCGAGACAAGCGUUAGAAGAGAAGGGACCCGAACACUCUUUUGCGUUCACUUAGUUUCUACGUGUAAAUUAUGAUUGUGUAAUUAUGUAAUUAAGUGACUGUAAUUAAUUGUACUUUCGUAGGGUUUAAUAUUUUAUUUGAUAAGGUUCGCGAUCGAUUGUGAUUGAAUGCACUUAGCAGACCACGCGUUUUAGAUGUACGUUUUGCCGUGAUCGGGCCGUUUUCCCGCGAUUUUUGCCGGUUUGCAAACACUUUCUUCUAACAACGUAGUUCGUAAGCGUAAACCCUUGAAACGUGGUUCCUCCAUCGCGACGAAUGAUACUUUUGUAAGAGGAACAAUGGAACAACGAAAUAACGUAUCUUUAUGGGAUAUAUUUGUCGCGAUGGUGGAAACGUAUCCCGGAGGAACAAAGAAUCAAAAGCAGAUAGCAUUAACGUGACUUGGACGUAUUGUAACACAGAUGUAACGAUAAAACGUUAUUUAGCGCAAUAACGAUUCCCGAGGACGAAUAAAGAUCCUUUUACUAUUAACAGGAAAUACAGUAGUUAACGUCUGUCAAGAAAUGUAGGCGACAAUAUGAUAAUCAAAUCGAAUUGAACUUGACGUGUACUUAAGCUCUAACCGAUCCUAUUAUUAUUAUUAUUAUUAUUCGGC
Molecule: messenger RNA, 3394 nt
Organism: Eufriesea mexicana
Lineage: Eukaryota; Metazoa; Arthropoda; Insecta; Hymenoptera; Apidae
Product: breast cancer anti-estrogen resistance protein 3
Exons: 6
Coding region: 234-2660 (808 amino acids)
Biological process (GO): small GTPase-mediated signal transduction; positive regulation of peptidyl-serine phosphorylation
Molecular function (GO): guanyl-nucleotide exchange factor activity; phosphotyrosine residue binding
Source: RefSeq, a predicted model, not a curated record